UGUUGACGUGUUGUUGUUUUUCUCGUUCAGGUCCACGAGAAAACCCCCCUGAAGGUGAAGAACUUCGGGAUCUGGCUGCGCUACGACUCUCGCAGCGGGACACACAACAUGUACCGAGAGUACCGAGACCUGACCACAUCUGGAGCCGUCACGCAGUGCUACCGAGACAUGGGAGCUCGCCAUCGUGCUCGCGCCCACUCCAUCCAGAUCAUGAAGGUCCAGGUCAUCGCCGCCAACAAGUGUCGCAGACCCGCCAUCAAGCAGUUCCACGACUCCAAGAUCAAGUUCCCCCUGCCCCACCGCGUCCUGCGCCGCCAGCACAAGCCCCGCUUCACCACCAAGAGACCCAACACCUUCUACUAAACCAGUUUCACUUUGUGCGGGAAAAUAAAUCGAAUGGAGAAAA
Messenger RNA from Etheostoma cragini (Arkansas darter), 406 nucleotides. It is a transcript of the gene rpl18a, whose product is annotated as ribosomal protein L18a. The coding region runs from base 109 to 363 and encodes 84 amino acids. Gene Ontology annotation, cellular component: cytosolic large ribosomal subunit; ribosome. Lineage: Eukaryota; Metazoa; Chordata; Actinopteri; Perciformes; Percidae. Gene Ontology annotation, molecular function: structural constituent of ribosome. The record is from RefSeq and is a predicted model, not a curated record. Gene Ontology annotation, biological process: translation. The transcript has 3 exons.